UUGCCUCACAGUUCGGAGCGCGAACCAAUCAUGUAGCCAGCUUCCCCUCUGAUCACGCGCUGGAUUUACAAUUCCGAGCAGCUGCUUUAAAAAAUAACUUGGAGCGAACGUAACGGUCGCCAUGGGGCAACACGGCGCCAAGACUCUCGUAUUCUUUAGUAGUUUUAAGGUGAUGGGGAAGCAAGGUGAACAUUCGCGCUAGACAAACAACUCAACUACAAGAGAGAAAUGAGUUUGAGGUGAUGAUAAGAUGUUGAAACGGACUGUAUCUCGUUAUACUGGAGAGAGGAAUGAGACACGCGCUGAUCAACCAGAGGCGACACAGAUUCAUGGCUCAACUGUUCUCAACUUCUGUUGAAAGGCAGCUGGAAUGACUCGCUUUUUACAAGUACGGGAAAUACAGAGAUACUGUAUAUUCAAAUAUACCCUUUUACAUUAAUAUGCGCAGUCCGCUCUGAAGUUUUUCUCUUUACUUCUUCAGGUUGCGUGAAUAACUUUACUAACCAAACCUCGGAGAACAAGUUGGUCCGGGAUGCCAGAAAAUAUCGCCUUUCUGACGAACAGCACAGAAUUGGGGCACGUCGGUCGCGCGUUGGGUUCGAGCGCGCGCCCCGCCUGGGCAAUAGCGGUGCUGGCCAGCGUGCUGAUCUUCACCACUGUGGUGGAUGUUUUGGGUAACCUGUUAGUCAUAAUUUCGGUGUUCAGGAAUCGGAAACUGAGAAAUGCUGGUAAUGUGUUUGUUGUCAGUCUGGCCUUCGCUGACCUGGUGGUGGCUUUCUAUCCCUACCCGCUGGUGUUGUACGCAAUCUUCCAUGACGGCUGGUCUCUGGGGGACAUCCAGUGUAAAGUCAGCGGCUUCCUAAUGGGCUUGAGCGUGAUCGGUUCCGUUUUCAACAUCACCGGCAUCGCCAUCAACCGUUACUGCUACAUCUGUCACAGUUUUGCCUACGGACGUCUCUACAGCUACCGUAACACGCUGCUGUUAGUGGCCCUGAUCUGGGCGCUCACUGUGCUAGCCAUUCUUCCCAACUUCUUUGUGGGCUCUCUGAGUUACGACCCCCGUGUUUACUCCUGCACCUUCACGCAGACUGCCAGCAGCUCUUACACUGUGGUGGUGGUGGUUGUUCACUUCCUGGUGCCCAUCGCUGUGGUGACCUUCUGCUACCUGAGGAUUUGGGUUCUGGUGAUACAGGUAAGGCGGAAAGUGAAGAGUGAGGAACGCUCCAGGGUGAGGCCCAGCGACCUGCGCAACUUCGUCACCAUGUUCGUGGUGUUCGUUUUGUUCGCGAUCUGCUGGGCUCCCCUCAAUCUCAUCGGACUGGUGGUGGCCAUCAACCCAGAGGUCAUGGCUCCACGUAUUCCAGAGUGGCUCUUUGUGGUCAGCUACUUUAUGGCCUAUUUCAACAGUUGCCUCAACGCCAUCAUUUACGGACUCCUCAAUCGGAACUUCCGAAAGGAGUAUGUACGGAUCAUGACUUCGGUGUGGAUUCCUCGGAGGUUUGUGACUGAGACCUCCAGGGCCGCCACAGAUGGGAUAAGAAGUAAACCCUCGCCAGCCAUCAAUAACAACGAGUGACUUUUAUUUUCAGCCAAUCACUGUUCAAAAGGAAACAUCAUGGAUGCAUGAAGCAAAUUUAUACACUUGGAACUGUGAACACUUGACUUUUUUUAAUGCUACAAAACCGUUAUACACAACUCAGGGUGCUUGUUUUAUUUUUGAUGUUGUGAUCCAUUCCAAAACACUGAAAUAUUUAACUCGCAAUUUAUAAUGAAAAUUAAAUGAAGUACCUUUUAAAUACAUGUAUGUAUGGACUGUUUAUGAUCCACGACUAUUUAUUGAAGACAUUUUGUACAAUUUUGUGGGUCUGUUGUAUAUAUGUUGUAUAAAUCAGUAUGCUUCACAUCUUUAUCAAUUCAGAAAUUCUGCCUUACACUUGAACUUUCACAUGAAAUAUGUAAAAAAUGCAUUAAUUCAAGGUGCCAAAUGUUAACACAUUGACAGCAAGUAUCUGAUAUACCAAAUCAGUUUGUCAUCAAACCAAAUGAGAUUCUGAAAGCAUCCUAAUUUAAAUGUAACGUCAACAGCUCUUUAAUGAGCGAAGAGCUUCCAGCACAGCAAGAUAAAGCACAAACUUAAAAAAAGCACCUCAUGUGGAUUCCGCUAAGAAAAAUUUAGCUUUUUCAAAGUGAACGGUGACAGCGUGCGGUCAGUCAGUCUUCAGUUUCAAUUUGUGUUCACCUCUUAUCUUUUAAAAAUUAAAUGUCAUUCAAGACUUUGGGGUUAUUACUUUGUCAGGAAUUGUGCAGGACUCUAAAACCGUACAUUUUCUUCAGCAAAUGAUCUGUGAGCAAAACGCAACCUGAAUUUCAAUUAAGAUAAAGGUUACUGGCAAAAAGGGAAAGUAUUAACGAGACCUGGUUUUUGAAUGUAUUAUUGUUAUCUGUGCUUGUUUUUACUUGAUUUGACAAUGUGCGUUUUAAUCCUUUCGACAUUACGAGACGUUCCAUGCAGUGGGAUUGUGCUGUGUGAGAACAUGCUUCGCCAUUGACCUCAAUAAAACAAAGGAACCGAACUGAUGAAAGCCAAGUCUAUUGGUGAUUGCGCAACCGCUCUCUGGUAUGAAUGGGCGAUGAAGGGAUUAUAUGGAGAGAUUGGGAUGAGCUUGCUCCUUAUGGCCACAUCUGCACAGGGAAUUAUGGGGGAUGUGUGGCUGGCGUCCCAGCAGAUGGGGGACUGAGGUGGUUGAUAACAUAAACACUUGGCCAAGUUGAGAGCCAUCUUGUCUUCAAUCUGCUGAAUGCAUUAUCCAGAGGGGUUUCAGAUAGGGAGUCGGUUUGAAAACCGUAGCAGAGAUUCAAUGGGAGUAGACAAGCCUUUGGAAUAUAGAGUACAAUUAGUGAAAAAACUAAAUGGACAAUUUCAGGCUAUUUUGCAAGCUUCUCGUAAUUUAAAGUAGUCACAGUAAAGCUACUCUUUUGAACGUUACCUACACUCUUAGAAUAUAAGGUUCAGUGGGGUUCUAUAUACAGUAAAAGGAUGCUUGGCUCAAUUUUAAAGAACACUUUAAGGUUCUAUAUAAGGAGAAAUGUCUUAAAUGAUUGCAUAAUACUUUGAUUUUUAAUGGGUAAUUUCAUUAUUUUCAAGUGAUAAAAUAUAUUUAUGAGCUGUUCAAUACAUAAAAUGUAAUCAAAAUAAAAACAAUGGUUUAAAACAAAAUUGAUUAAUUAAAACUAAAUCCAUAAAAUGAUCCCAUGAUGGGAACCCCUAAAAUGUUCUAUAUAUGAAGCACCUGACAAAACCCUUUAAUAAUGAUGCAUUUUAUUUGUAAUGCACUUUUCUUAAAUCUAAAGUGCUACAGUGAAAUAAAACAAAAACAACAAUAAAAACAAUACAAUGAUGUGUUUCUGAUGGUGAGAGGAAGUGCAUUCCAUUGCUUGGGGGCUUUGAAUGAAAAAGCUCUUUCCCCCAUGGUCUUAAGUUUACAUGAAGGCUGAUGAAGUAAAAGAGAGUUGACAGAACGCGUGAUGGAGAGUGUGAUGAAGUGUAAGAACUAAUAAAAUCACAAAG
This is a messenger RNA of Ctenopharyngodon idella (grass carp), 3568 nucleotides long. RefSeq names its product melatonin receptor 1Bb (gene mtnr1bb). Lineage: Eukaryota; Metazoa; Chordata; Actinopteri; Cypriniformes; Xenocyprididae. Gene Ontology annotation, cellular component: membrane. The record is from RefSeq and is a predicted model, not a curated record. The transcript is spliced from 2 exons. The coding region runs from base 533 to 1576 and encodes 347 amino acids. Gene Ontology annotation, biological process: G protein-coupled receptor signaling pathway. Gene Ontology annotation, molecular function: melatonin receptor activity.